This is a messenger RNA of Haemonchus placei, 519 nucleotides long. Lineage: Eukaryota; Metazoa; Nematoda; Chromadorea; Rhabditida; Trichostrongylidae. The record is from the annotation of a GenBank genome assembly.
AUGAAUCCAUCAUCGAAAACUCCGCCGACCAGUAUUCCGAGCGAUGUUCAUUCGAAUGAUCGUACUGGUGUUGUCGAUGGUGCCCCCUCUGUGAAUAAAGUGCCCAAUACGUCGAGCCCACCUGCUAGCGGAUCCACCUCUACACGUGCUCCAGCUGGCGCCGAAGUGAAACCGGACGUCUCGGACGGCAUGAGGUUAGGCGAAGAAGCUCGGGACUAUUAUCCUACCGUAAAGUCCGAAACGAAAGAUGAUGUACAUAAAUCGGUGACGGAUAUCGAGAAGAGCUCCACUGUCGCCAAUUGUGGAACCGGUACGGUCGAUGGGGAAAGUACCACAGCAGCAUCUGCCAGCGUCGAACCUACCGUUGACGAUGCCGACGUGACCAUGGACGAUGCUGAUAUGAGCGAUGGAGAUCAACCUGGACCCGCAGGCAUCGCUAGAAAACCUUCUGCAGCUCCUCAGGUGACUUCCGUACUCUUAAGUUCUCUUUAUAUCGAGAUAAACUCAUUGUCGGAGUAA